This is a messenger RNA of Colletes gigas, 3639 nucleotides long. RefSeq lists its product as uncharacterized. The transcript is spliced from 26 exons. The record is from RefSeq and is a predicted model, not a curated record. Lineage: Eukaryota; Metazoa; Arthropoda; Insecta; Hymenoptera; Colletidae. Gene Ontology annotation, molecular function: oxidoreductase activity, acting on paired donors, with incorporation or reduction of molecular oxygen; heme binding; iron ion binding.
GCGAUAAGAUAUUUCCUCAGUAAGUUCUCUUCUCGCGAGUCGAGUGUGCAAAGUGGCUACGCGAAGUUCGAGGCAUUUGGGAGACUUUUAAUUCGAAUUUGUUGCAAUUUCGAAAGAUCGAGGUGCUCGAUAAGGAUAUUUGAUCUAUCGAUUUCGUGUAUGUCGAUGGUAAACGCGUUGCAAAGUGUUAAAGACACCUGUCGAAUCAGCGUUAGAGUUUUGCAAAAAUGAUCAUCGAAAUAUUUUGCCUUAUAUUUUUGGUACUUAUUGUAUAUUACAUGUUCGCGUAUAAUGAAAAGUAUCAAACCAGGAUGAUAAACUUGAUACCGGGGCCUCCAGUGAAGUUUUUUUUUUUGAACAUGCAGGAGUUCCAACUUUCGCCAUCUGAACUUUGGAAACGUAUGCGAGAAUUGGGCAACGAAUAUUACCCGAUUUAUAAAUUUUGGAUGUUCAUGACGGCAUACAUCAAUAUUCGCCAUCCUGACGACACGGAGACGAUACUUGGGAAUCCAAAAUUCAUCCAGAAAAGCGAUAUGUACGAUCCUCUGAUGCCUUGGUUCGGGACUGGACUUCUUACCAGUUCAGGUCGUAAAUGGCACUCACGUAGGAAGAUAUUGACGCCCUCCUUUCAUUUUAACAUGCUGCAACAGUUCGUCGACAUUUUUGUCGAGGAAUCGGUGCGUUUGAAGAACUCUUUGACGAGCGAGGGGGGACCAGUCGUUAAAGAUUUGAUGUACUUCUACAGCGAGCACACUCUGAACAUCAUUUGCGAGACCGCUAUGGGAACUUCGCUGAAGGAUAAAGGGAAGUUUCAAGCCAAGUAUCGAAAAGCUGUGUACGACAUGGGUAAAAUUAUAGUAUAUAGAUUAAGUAGACCGUGGCUCCAUGCAAACUCUGUUUUCAAAUACUUGCCCCAAGGAUGGCGUCAAACUAAAUUACUCAAAAUAUUGCAUGGAUUCUCUAAAGAGAUCAUCGAAGAAAGAAAGGACUAUCAUAAUAAGACAAAGGGCCAAUACUUAACCGGACUUAACCACGACUCAAGUCAAACGGAUAGCGCCAAUGAUGGCGGAAUACGGAAAAGAAGGCUUGCCAUGCUAGAUCUUUUGAUAGCAACUUAUCAUAAUUCUGAAAUAGACGACGAAGGGAUUAGGGAAGAAGUUGAUACUUUUAUGUUUAGAGGACACGAUACUACGGCGGUGUGCCUCUGCUUCACUACUAUGCUUCUAGCUGAACACAAAGACAUACAGGCUCGAGCCAGGGCUGAAGCGAGCGCAGUUAUGUCAGAAGCUAAUGGUAAAGUAACCAUGGCCACUUUACAAAAUCUGCCAUAUCUCGAGAGAUGCAUCAAGGAAUCUCUUCGACUUUACCCGAGCGUACCAUUUAUAUCGCGACGCCUAGAAACGGACACGAAAUUGAGUAACUAUCAAACGUUGUAAGGUAAUUACGAGGUACCGGCUAACACGGUGGUCCACGUACACCUAAUAGACAUUCAUAGGGAUCCAAACUACUGGCCAAACCCGGAAGUUUACGAUCCGGAUAGAUUCUUGCCUGAAAAUAUGAAAGGACGUCAUCCUUACGCCUAUGUACCUUUCAGUGCUGGUGCACGAAAUUGUAUAGGGCAACGAUUUGCUAUGCUGGAAUUGAAAUCGACGUUAUUGUUUCUGUUACAUAAUUUCUAUUUCGAGCCCGUUGAUUGCUUGAAGGAUAUUUCUAUCGACUCUGACAUGGUUCUGCGUCCCACGUAUCCACUCCGAGCGAAAUUCAUUCCUAUCGAAACUUCGAGUUACGGAAUACGAAACAGCCACAGCAAGAUCUCUAUUUCCAAGUCAAAUCUGCAAAUUGAUUACGCUAAAUUGCAUGUGGAAGAUUUUAACUUUGUGCAACAGAUAAAGCGUAUUAUCCGAGGAAGUCAUAAAAGACACUUGUCGAAAGUCGAGCAGAGCGAAAGUUUAGCAAUAAUGAUUAUUUGGAUAUUGUUUUUUAUAAUCGUGGGGUUUCUUAUUCUACAAUAUGGAAAGUUCGGAAGAUCGAAUAAUUUGGUCCCUGCUCCUGAGUCUGUACCGAUAUUUGGAAACUUCAUACGGCUACAAGUUCCGUCACCCGAAAUUUGGAAGAAACUACGACAAUACGCCGAUCAAGAAUAUCCAAUCUACAGACUUUGGACUCUCACGACUUCAACUCUUAAUAUUCGUCAUCCGGACGACUUAGAGACAAUCCUUGGAAAUCCGAAAUUUACUCUGAAAGGCAAUUUAUACAAACUAUUUCAUAAUUGGCUCGGAACCGGACUUCUUACCAGUUCAGGGCCCAAAUGGCAAGAACGGAGGAAGAUAUUGACACACGCCUUUCAUUUCAAUGUAUUGAAAGAAUUCGCUGACAUUUUCAUCGAGGAAUCGAAGUCUUUGACGGAAUCAUUAAAGAGCGAAGGACCAGUCGUUAAAGAUCUGUUGCAAUUUUUCAGCGAGCACACACUGAAUAUAAUAUGCGAGACUGCAAUGGGAACUUCCUUGAAAGAUAAAGAGAGCAGCUUCCAACACAAGUAUCGAAGUGCUGUACACGAUAUUGGAGAAACUUUCGUAUAUAGAUAUAUGAGACCGUGGUUUAAGCCAGACUAUGUCUUCAACUGGAUCCCCUUAGGAUGGUACACGUCUAAAUUGCUCAAAAUAUUACACAGUUUCACUAACGAGAUCAUCGCAAAAAGGAUAAACUAUCACGAUCAGACUAAAGGUCAAUACCUAUACAAUUUUGAUAAGAAUUCAAGCAAUACGUACGACGACGACGAUGGAGCAACAGUUCGCAAAAAGAAGCUGGCCAUGCUCGAUCUUCUGAUAGCCACUCAUCGUAAAAAUCAGAUAGACAACAAAGGUAUAAGGGAGGAAGUCGACACUUUUAUGUUCGAGGGGCACGACACCACGGCGAUGUGUUUUUGCUUUACCACUAUGCUUUUGGCUGAACACAAAGAUAUACAGGAUCGAGUCAGGAAAGAAGUGAAGGCGGCAUUGGACCAAACUGGCGGCGAAGUAACCAUGGCCACUCUACAAAAUCUGCCGUAUCUCGAAAGAUGCAUCAAAGAAUCCCUUCGACUUUAUCCUAGCGUGCCGUUUAUAUCGCGUCGCACGGAAACGGAAGUGGUUCUACAUAAUUACGUAGCACCAGACGACACGGAGAUCCACGUACACAUAAUAGACACUCACAGAGAUCCAAAGUACUGGCCGAAUCCGGAAGUUUUCGAUCCCGAUAGAUUCUUGCCCGAGAACUCGAAGGGACGACAUCUUUAUUCUUACGUCCCUUUCAGUGCUGGCCCGCGAAAUUGCAUAGGUCAAAAAUUCGCUAUGUUGGAGAUAAAAACAACAUUAUUGUUCCUAAUACAUAAUUUCUAUCUCGAGCCCGUUAACUACCUGAAGGAUGUUUCUUUUACCGUUGAUGUAGUUCUACGCACUGUGGAUCCACUUAAAGUGAAAUUCGUUCCCAUUGAGUUGUAAUUGUAGCGUUCGUGUUAUUAAUACUAAAGAUAAGAAUUGAUCUACGUUUAAUGGUAUUUCGAAUUCAAGAUGGUUUUCGCAAAUAUUAGAAGUCCAAUACAAUAACUUGGAAGGGUAAAAGCAGCGAACUAUGUAACUAAUAUUUAAUUAAUUUAAUAAA